UCGGUGGUGAUAUCAUCUGCCAGGCCAAGUCCGGUCUCGGAAAGACUGCUGUCUUCGUCUUGACCACCUUGCAGCAGGUCGAGCCUGUUGCUGGCGAGUGUUCCGUCCUCGUCAUGUGCCACACUCGUGAGCUGGCCUUCCAGAUCCGCAACGAGUACAACCGAUUCAGCAAGUACAUGCCAGACAUCAAGACGGGUGUCUUCUAUGGCGGUACUCCCAUCGUCAAGGACGCCGAGCUUCUGAAGAACAAGGACACCCACCCGCACAUCAUUGUGGGUACUCCUGGACGCCUGAAUGCUCUUGUUCGGGACAAGCACCUUCGUCUGGGCAGUGUCCGUAUCUUCGUGCUCGAUGAGUGCGACAAGAUGCUUGACGCCAUUGACAUGCGCCGUGACGUCCAGGAGAUCUUCCGCUCCACUCCUCAGCAGAAGCAGGUCAUGAUGUUCAGUGCCACGCUUUCGGACGAGAUCAAGCCCAUCUGCCGCAAGUUCAUGCAGAACCCCACGGAGCACUACGUGGAUGAGGACACCAAGUUGACCCUGCACGGUCUUCAGCAGUACUACAUCAAGCUGGAGGAGCGGGAGAAGAACCGCAAGCUCAAUGAGCUCCUGGAUGACCUGCAGUUCAACCAGGUUAUCAUCUUCGUCAAGAGCACUGUGCGUGCCACGGAGCUCGACAAGCUGCUCCGAGAGUGCAACUUCCCCUCGAUCGCUGUGCACUCUGGCGUCAGCCAGGAAGAGCGCAUCCGUCGCUACAAGGAGUUCAAGGAGUUCAACAAGCGCAUUUGCGUCGCCACUGAUGUCUUCGGACGUGGUAUUGAUAUCGAGCGCAUCAACCUUGCCAUCAACUACGAUCUGCCCGCCGAUGCCGACUCGUACCUGCACCGUGUCGGUCGUGCUGGUCGUUUCGGUACCAAGGGUCUUGCCAUUUCGUUUGUCAGCAGUGAUGCCGACCAAGAGGUGCUCAAGGCUAUCGAGAAGCGUUUCGAAGUUGCUCUCCCCGAGUUCCCCAAGGAGGGCAUUGAUGCCAGCACCUACAUGGCUUCUUAAGCGGGCUGGUGGCAUGCAAUGUUUGGCAAACUGAGCUUCCCAUCUUUGCGCUAGGUGCUGGUUAUACAACAUUAAAAAAAUGCAAGGAUGCGGGCGAUGAACAGAUUGACGGCUAGAGCUCGCCGACCUCUCGACUAUGAGUGUAGAGAAGCGAUUGCUAUCUGUUAUGCAAUCUCUAGAAAUUCAAGCUCGACAUGAAAUGAGAAACAUAAUGACUUUUCAA
Molecule: messenger RNA, 1272 nt
Organism: Microdochium trichocladiopsis
Lineage: Eukaryota; Fungi; Ascomycota; Sordariomycetes; Xylariales; Microdochiaceae
Product: ATP-dependent RNA helicase
Exons: 2
Coding region: 114-1049 (311 amino acids)
Biological process (GO): mRNA export from nucleus; mRNA splicing, via spliceosome
Molecular function (GO): ATP binding; RNA binding; RNA helicase activity
Source: RefSeq, a predicted model, not a curated record